AUCAACUUCCGGGUGACUCAUUUUCACGCACUUCACGAUCAUAACAAAACGCAUCCGUCUCCACUGAACAAGGCCUAGAUUAUAGAUUAAUUCCACGAGGACGUUAAAAGUAUAUAAUGGCUGAGUGCCAAAUGCCAACUCGACCCCAAGGUCGAGAAAGACCUCCCCGUCCGCCUCCACCAGGUGGCAUACUUGGUCAGGCGAAUUUUAGAAGCAUGCAGAAGUGUCACGAUAAGGCCUACGAGAACAUAGAGAAGGGCCUGUCUCUGGACGAGCAGGGUCAGAUAGACGCUGCAGUUAAGUCAUACGAGGAUGGGUUAAAAAACCUGUCACAAGCUCUGGACAUGGAUGCUGAGAAAGUUUGCGAAAAGGAUGAAGACAAAGAUACGGCGAAACAAAUGCAGCAGAAAAUGACAAAGACAAAGUUGCAGAUAACGUACAGGCUGCAAACACUUCAGGCUCAAAUAAUGUCCGAGGUGAAUAACCACACAAACGGUCACGCAUCAUUAGAGAGUGCAAUGGACAUUGAAUCCCCACCAUCAUAUGAACAAGCCAUGUCUAGGACAGAUUCAAACAUGAGUGAGGAGGCUUUUGUUUCUAUUGGUGACAGUAUCAUGAGUGACUCACAGAGUGGAUUGGACUCGUUAGAAUCAAAUGCUACUGAAAUAUUGUCAAUCUCUGAUGGUGUCCAGAUAUUUUACAUUUCUCCUGAAGGCUUUGUGAGUGCUCCUUCCUACCCCUCUGCUCUAAGAAUCGCAAAGUUUAACGAGAACUCUUUGAGUGAGGGAAGUAACAUACAGAGACCACCAGCCUUCCUUCAGGUCCACGACUGGUACUACCCCUUGGUGCCUGGGACCUCGCCUGCACUGAGGGCCACCAAUGGGGCCUACAUAUUCCCCGAUAUGUCCUCACAACAGCAAGGUGCAGCUGUGGGACUUAUUUUGCCUGAAAACAUUUCUGGUGAGGAGAGACAAAACUUUGAGAGAACACUUGGGUCAUUGACCUUACUCCAGGAGCAGCAGCCCAGCCCUGUCAGCCCCUCAGCCCCACCACUGGCAGCCACAGGGGACAGUAAGGCGGGAUGGUCAUCGGAGGCCACCGCAGGUGAAAGGGAUCAAACAAAGGGACCACAGGAGGGGGUUGUAGGGGGCAAAACUGAACAGGAGGAAACCAGAGCAAAGACAGCUUCUGGACAAGCAGGGGAGACAACUACAUCAGAGAAGAUUUCCAAAGGAAUAACAGUUGCUGCUGACUGGAUAUCUUGGGGAGUUGGAAAAGGUGCCGAGAAAACCAGUAAUUUGAUCAGGCUUGGAUCAGAAAAAGUUAGAGAAAGGCUGAAGCCAGAGGAAAAAGCUGCGGAGAUUGACCCUCGUUUACAGUCGGGUGCACGUUAUGCCAGGUCAGGGGCCAAUGUCGCUAUCAAAGUUAGCUCAUUUAUAAUAAACAAGCUAGGGGAGGCAACUGUGGCCGUUGCUAAGGAGGUGGCACCACAUAUCAGGAAACAGGGUCAGAAAAUUCUUCCUAAAUCUGUCACAGAAAAGUCUUCAGAUGGAAAAUCAAAGAUUGAUGAUGUCAUAGAUGUUGCUGCAACAGGAGUUAAAGGAUUUGGAACUGUUUAUAUCUCCCUUGAAUCAGCUGCAAAAGUGUUGGCUAGAAAUAUUGCUCAAGAAACCGUCCAUACUGUUGACCACAAAUAUGGACAGAGUGCCAGUAAGCUGACAGAGAAUACAUUGUACACGAUGGGAAAUGUGGCCAUGACAGCAUACAACGUGGACCAGCUCGGUAUCAAGGCCCUGGCCAAGCGGGCCGCCAAGGCGACAGGGAAGGAGGUCGUCAAGGACUUCUGCACGGCUCGAUCCAACAAAGGAAUGCCACAAUAAAAUACCCACCUUUUAUUUCAGAUCUGUGAUAGGAUUGUUGAAGGCCAGCUUUUCUAGUUCUUGUCGUCCAAUUUGUUUAUUAUGGCACAAGAAAUGUUGAUCGAUAUGAUGGACAAAAUUCAUUUGACUUAAAGGUCAACUCCAUGCUUUCAUGAUGUUUCUAAGCUUGGUUUAGAUAUUCCCUUAUUUCCAAAGCUUUUGUUAUUGGGAAAAUUCACUUAAUGAUAAAUCCUUGUUAACAUAUGAUUAUUUUAUGAAACUGAAGCCAGGCCCUCUAGGAUCAACUGUACACGUCAAGUUUAUAGGUACGUAACCGUACAUGUAUUGCAAAUGAUAAGCUCAACAAGAUGCUAUCACCUACCGGGGUAUGUAAUAAGAAUUUUAACAAAUUUUAGUAGGUGUUUGAGAAUUAACACUAUAUCAGGUAUAAAAAUGUUUUAUACUACAUGUAUUAUCAAAGUGAAUUCAUAAAGUUAAUUUAUUAUAAUACUAGAGACUAAUGAGCGAGUAUUCAGGACUUACGAGGUACCAACAGACCGAGUGAUAAGACUUUCCACUUGUUUGGUGUCAAACAUGUAACAUUGGUGACUUAUGUUCUAGACUGAUAAUCAGUUCCCCUGGUUGGUCUCUAUACCCAAUUAUUUGUUUAUACAUGUAUAUCCUGUAUGAUGAAAAAUAUAAUUUGUUGUGCCAUUUGAAAUUUAUCUAUGUAGAAAUGCCCUAAUAUAGUUAAUGAGUAGUUUUACAUCCAUGUCACUACAGAUUGGUUUGGUUAUCUAGCGGACACAUGAAUAUCUAAUAUUGCUAGGUAUUAAGACCUUAUUAUAAUUAUUAUCUGAUUUUGCUUGGUACAAGUACCUUAAUAUAUCUCAUAUCUGGUAUGACAAGGUACAAUACCCUAACACAUUUCAUAUCCGGUAUGACAAGAUACAAUACCCUAACACAUUUCAUCUCUGGUGUGACAAGGUACAAUACCCUAACACAUUUCAUAUCUGGCAUGACAAGGUACAAUACCCGAACACAUUUCAUAUCUCGUAUGACAAGGUACAAUACCCUAACACAUUUCAUAUUUGGUAUGACAAGGUACAAUACCCGAACACAUUACGUAUCUGAUAUGACAAGGUACAAUACCCUAACACAUUUCAUAUCUGGUAUGACAAGAUACAAUACCCUAACACAUUUCAUAUCUGGUGUGACAAGGUACAAUACCCUAACACAUUUCAUAUCUGGUAUGACAAGGUACAAUACCCUAACACAUAACAUAUCCGGUAUGACAAGGUACAAUACCCUAACACAUUUCAUAUCUGGUAUGACAAGGUACAAUACCCUAACACAUUUCGUAUCUGGUAUGACAAGGUACAAUACCCUAACACAUUUCAUAUCUGCUUGUUUAACAUCUGGUAUAACUAAGUCUGGACAUGUGUUUAAUUCUUUGUAUAAGAAAAACAUCUACAUAGUACCAGUUAUAUUGCUGUAUUACAGCGGACCUUACUUCUAUAUCGACAAUGAUAUAUGUUACAUGUUUAGUGUUAAAUUGAUGUUAAUGAAAUCAAAUACAAGGAUAAGGAUGAAAUCAAAUACAAGGAUAAGGAUGAAAUCAAAUCCAAGGAUAAGGAUUAAAUCAAAUACAAGGAUAAGGAUUAAAUCAAAUACAAGGAUAAGGAGGUUUAUUUGUUUAGAGAUUUAUCUCUUUACCGGUUUGUGUCGAUAUUGAUUGGCAUUAUUCUACUUAUAAGAACAGAUGUGUGAAAUAAACUAACGACGGGAUCCAGACCCACCAGGAAACAGUUAUGUUGCUAAUAUCACCUAUAUACAUGUGCAAUAAAACCUACAUUUUCAAUUAUUUAAAGGAUUUUUUAAAUUCUAUAAUAAUUUCCAGUUCCAUGAUAUUAUAUAUGUGUGUAUUAAUCAAAUACUUACUCUGUAAGGAGAUCCUAAUGACUUUAACAUGACAAGGUUGUACUGUAUAUAAUAUUGUAUUUAUUUAAGUCUGCCAAGACAACCCUAUUAUUACCCUGGGAAUUAUGGUAAAAAGCAUUUUCCCUUAAUGUAAUGCACUGUUGUGUUAUUGAGGCAUUACCAGGCAGUUGAAUGGUUAACAUGGUCUGCAGUCUUCAGGGAUUACAUAGUAAACACUCUGUACAUCUGUGUGGCGUGUCUGUGCGCUGUAAAAGUUACAUCAACAUCACAAUUAUACCUGUUAGAUGGUCAUCAGUGAAGGUCAAAGGUCAAACUUAUCAAUAUUCUGUGUAUAUCUUUGUUAGUUCCCAUCAUUUGUCUUUAUUAUUAGUUUAGCACUGCAUAUCAAAAACAUUUGAAUACCAAUCAUAAGUGUUGAUGUACAUUGAGGAAAUAAUUAUAAUUAAACUUAAAAUUAGAUUAUCAAUGUUGUUUGAAAAUAGAACAAAUCAUGGUGUAAAUUAUUUAUUCUUGUGCAUAGGAAAAGGUCCUGACAUAAAUAUAAAUGUAUUCUUAGUAAAUUAGCUGGACUUAGUACAUUGACUGGACUAAUUCAUUUGUUUCAUCAGAGCAUUGAAGUCCAUCCGUGUUCAGUGAUGUGAUAGUAUGUUGAUCCAGUUGCCUCCCCUUGUCUACAUCAGAACAGAAAAAUGAUUACCUAUAGUUCUAGAGAAUAGCAGCACACAAAGCGAUGGUUCUUACAUGUUACAAUCAUAAAAGUCUCACCAGAGACUUAAAUAUGGCUGUAUAUUAGAUUUAUAUUUAAGUUCUGUAUCCUGUCUGGUUAUCGAGUGUAAUCACCGGAAGACCACUGACUAUAGUACAGUACUGGUCUAAAAUUACUUCAGUACUGGGCUUAAAAACAUGUAGUACUGAUGAACAAUGUGUAGCACCAGUCUGAACAUCAUGCAGUAUUUAAUAGUUGUGACACCUUCUACACACAACUGUAUGUAAGUAAAAAGUCGUUUGUAUAAGGAUUACAUCAACUUUGAUAAGUACUUAAAACUUUGAUAUUACAAUAGUGCAUGGCUACUACCUAGUAUAUUAUUGUGGGACUGCUAGAAGUUACAUUCCACCUAAUAUUUACACAUGAAUGAUUGUAAAUUCCAUUUGUUCACAAAUAAACUUGAACACCGUUGACCAGAAACCUCAUUUUGUAGAGGGAAUCUCUUCAAAUUUAGUUUCUGCAUUUUAAUACCUAUGCGUUAUUUUUCUUCAUCCCGUUUUUAAUUGUUGCCUGGUAACAAACCCUUGUACCAAGUACUAUCUACACAUGUCAAGGUAAUACUCGAUCUAUGUUGUAAAUACAGUGUUGUGUUUGUGGUCAUAGCUCAUAUGGCAGAACAUAAAUGUCUAAACAUCAAUGUUUGGUUUAGUGGUCGGGCGCCAUGCUAUUUUCCUCUAUUUUGUCUAUUUAAAUCGUUGUCAGACAAAGGAUGUGACUGUUUAGUUGUCGAGAUUGUCUAUAACAUGUUUACUGUGAUAAAUAAAAUUAUUGUUGGC
Mizuhopecten yessoensis (Yesso scallop) is the source of this 5342-nucleotide messenger RNA. Its product is annotated as spartin-like. The transcript has 7 exons. Gene Ontology annotation, biological process: negative regulation of BMP signaling pathway; cell division. The record is from RefSeq and is a predicted model, not a curated record. Gene Ontology annotation, cellular component: plasma membrane. The coding region runs from base 117 to 1880 and encodes 587 amino acids. NCBI's taxonomy places the organism in Eukaryota, Metazoa, Mollusca, Bivalvia, Pectinida, Pectinidae.